CCUGAUCGAGAGAGAGAGAGCCGCAUCACCGUUUCUCUUCUGCAAAAGACGAGACCCAGAUCGACCUACUCCUCUUCUUCGAUUCGCUUGGAGCUUCAAUUUCUAGCCGCGGAGGGUACGUUUGUUCUGGCUUCAUCGUUCCUCUUCUGCUCUUCUUCUCAAGUCGGAACCUUGGAGCUUGGAGAUUGAAUUUCUAGCCGCUUCAGGGUUUUAUGGGAUUGAAGGAUAGCCUCGAGUGGUUAUUGGCCUUUGGUGUUUGGUGUGCUGCUUAUAUCGCUGUUGGAGCCCUUUCAUCUUUCCCAAUAUUUAACUUUCUCCAUUUCUUUAUCUGAAUCAGCAGCCUAGCAAGCAAAGAAAGCAAACCCAGAUAUCCGAAAAUGGGUUAUGCACAGCUAGUUAUUGGCCCUGCAGGCAGUGGCAAGUCCACUUAUUGCUCCAGUUUGCACCAACACUGUUUAGAUAAUGGAAGGACUCUACAUAUUGUUAACUUAGAUCCUGCUGCAGAGCAUUUUGACUACCCUGUGGCUUUGGAUAUCAGGGAGCUUAUUAACUUGGAUGAUGUUAUGGAGGAACUUGGACUGGGUCCCAAUGGUGGACUUAUGUACUGCAUGGAACACCUUGAAGAUAAUCUGGAUGAUUGGCUUGCAGAGGGAUUGGAGGAUUACCUGGAUGAUGACUACUUAGUUUUUGACUGCCCAGGCCAAAUAGAACUUUUUUCUCAUGUGCCUAUGCUUCGGAACUUUGUGGACCAUUUAAAGAGCAAGAGUUUCAACGUUUGUGCCGUAUACUUGCUCGAUUCACAGUUCAUGACCGAUGUGACCAAGUUUAUCAGUGGGUGCAUGGCAUCUCUUUCUGCAAUGGUUCAACUUGAAUUACCGCAUGUUAACAUUCUCUCCAAAAUGGACCUUGUGACGAACAAAAAGGAUAUUGAAGAUUUCUUGAAUCCAGAGCCCCAAUUUUUGUUGUCAGAGUUGAACAAACGCAUGGCUCCUCAAUUUGCAAAGCUUAACAAGUCUUUGAUGGAACUGGUUGAUGAUUAUAGCAUGGUGAGUUUUGUGCCACUUGACUUGAGGAAGGAGAGCAGCAUAAGAUAUGUAUUGGCUCAAAUUGAUACCUCGAUUCAGUUCGGAGAAGAUGCUGAUGUGAAGGUUAAGGAUUUUGAUCUAGAAGAUCUAGAAAACGACAGCUGAUUAUACAUUUUAACCUUUAAUGUUGCAUCCCCUUAUGUAGCUCGAAAUUUGUGAGAAGUGAAGGUGGUGAAUUCGUGGUGUCAUUGUCAAUAUUUAGGGCCAAAUUAGUAAUUCUAUGGAGCACUUGCACUUUUUUCAUAUUAGUGUACCGCAUGAACUUAUUAUGUGGUUUGGUUUGAGGAGUACAAUGAAUGAUGAAUGCAUUUUAGCAUGAAUCUUUUGGUUAACCAUAUCAAUGGUCAAUGUAAUGUCAAUGAUGAUGCUUUUAAUC
Molecule: messenger RNA, 1461 nt
Organism: Rosa chinensis
Lineage: Eukaryota; Viridiplantae; Streptophyta; Magnoliopsida; Rosales; Rosaceae
Product: GPN-loop GTPase 3
Exons: 10
Coding region: 378-1190 (270 amino acids)
Molecular function (GO): GTPase activity
Source: RefSeq, a predicted model, not a curated record